Messenger RNA from Drosophila sulfurigaster albostrigata, 3195 nucleotides. RefSeq lists its product as uncharacterized. NCBI's taxonomy places the organism in Eukaryota, Metazoa, Arthropoda, Insecta, Diptera, Drosophilidae. The coding region runs from base 23 to 3109 and encodes 1028 amino acids. The transcript has 8 exons. The record is from RefSeq and is a predicted model, not a curated record. Gene Ontology annotation, molecular function: iron ion binding; heme binding; monooxygenase activity.
AAAAUCGUUAAGAACAAUUAAAAUGGAAAUACUUACUAUAUUGUCUGUGGUGGGGGUUUUGCUUUUGCUUUACAAAUUGAUAACUGCAAACCAUAAUGUAUUCGAAAAGCGAGGAUUGCCUUAUGAAAAACCCUUGCCAAUUGUGGGUAAUAACCUGGACCUAGUCCUGGAAAGGGGCUCAUUUCAGAAGGUCCUAUCUGAGUUCUAUGCCCGCAAUAGAGAACACAAACUAGCUGGCUUCUUCAGCUUUCUUACACCGAUUAUUAUUUUGAUUGAUCCUGAGGUUAUAAAGAAAGUUACCGUCAAGGACUUUGAUCACUUUCCCAAUCACCAAACGAUUUUCCCAAAGAAAGAACGCCUGGUGCACGAAAUGAUGAGCUCCUUAACCGAUCAGAAAUGGAAAAAUGUACGGAACACUCUGUCGCCUUCCUUCACCGCAUCCAAGAUGCGGACCAUGUUUCCCCUGAUGAACGAAUGUAUUGCUGAGUGCAUGGAACACCUGGACAAGAAGGGCAAGACAACUGGCAAGACUGGCGGAGGCUUCGAAUUGGAGAUGAAGGAAUUGUGCAACCGAAUGUCCAAUGACAUUAUAGCUUCGACUGCUUUCGGUCUGAAAGUCAACUCCUACAAAUCACCCAAAAAUGAUUUCUAUGAAAUUGGUAAAUCGAUUAUCUUCCUAAGAGGGGUGCCAUUCUACAAAUUCAUGUUGGCGCAGUCAUUGCCCUGGCUAGCUGACUUACUGAGUGUCAAAGUUCUACCUCCGAAGAGCAUUAAUUAUUUUUCCAAACUUGUCAUUGACACGAUGAAAUAUCGCGAGGAAAACAAUAUCGUCAGGCCGGAUAUGAUUCAAAUGCUUAUGGAAACCAAGAAGGAGGUUGGAAAAGAUUUUACUGAGGAUGAGCUUGUGGCUCAGUGUUUCGUUUUCUUCUUUGCGGCUUUCGAAAACAACUCUUUAUCAGUUUGCACAACAGCUUUUGAGUUGCUUCAGAAUCCGGAUGUGCAGCAGAAACUUUAUGAAGAGGUGAAAGAGACCCAUGAUGCGCUGAAUGGGGAGCCACUUAGCUAUGAAGUGGUCAUGAAGAUGAAAUACAUGGACAUGGUCUUGUCGGAAUCCCUGAGAAAGUGGGCUUUGGCCCCGAUCACUGAUCGUAUUUGUUCCAAGGAUUAUACACUGCGCGAUGACGAUGGUUCUACGCUGUUUCAGUUCAAGAAAGGUGACAGAAUAUUUGUGCCAAUUGCUGGUAUUCAAUUGGAUGAGCAAUACUUCCCCAAUCCUCAUAAAUUCGAUCCUGAACGCUUCAACGAAGAAAACAAAGAUAAAAUUAUACCUUAUACUUACAUUCCCUUCGGCUCAGGACCACGUCUCUGCAUUGGUAAUCGUUACGCCCUGAUGACAGCAAAGUCCAUGCUCUUUAAUUUGGUGCUGAAGUAUAAAAUCGAGCGAUCUCCCAAGACAUCGAAGGAUAUGUUGAGCGAUUCGGUUGGAUUCCAGUUGGGACCCAAGAAUGGUUACUGGGUGCAUCUUGUGCCUCCAUUCUGUUUGGAAUCAGUUAUUAUUGCCGCACUUUUCAAGGUCAUAUUCAAUUUAACGAAUAUGGAUCUGUUUAUUGUUUUACCCAUUGUGGGCCUGCUUUUCCUAUGGGCCUACAAAUGGUUAACUGCUGGCCAUGAUGAAUUUAUUAAGCGUGGAUUGCCAUUCGAGAAACCAUAUCCUCUGGUUGGCAAUAACCUUGAUAUCUUUCUUGCCAGAUGUUCGUUUCAAAAGCUUAUGGCAGAGUUCUAUGCACGCACAAGGCAACACAAACUCGUGGGCCUCUUCAACUUUCGCACUCCGGUUAUUCAAUUGAACGAUCCAGAGAUUAUUAAGAAAAUAACCAUCAAGGAUUUUGAUCACUUUCCGAAUCAUCAAGUCUUCUUCAGCACCAAGGAGCGCCUUGUCAAUGAUAUGUUGAGCAUAAUGAAGGAUCAACGAUGGAAGCACAUGAGAAACACUCUGACUCCAGUAUUUACAGCUGCUAAAAUGCGCACCAUGUUCAGCCUGAUGAACGAGAGUUUUGCCGAGUGUAUGGAUCAUCUGAAGGAGAAGGGAACAGCUGCCAAGUCAGGCGAAGGUUUCGAGGUGGAGAUGAAGGAAGUUUGCAACCGAUUGUCGAAUGAUUUGAUUGCAACAACAGCAUUCGGUUUAAAGGUUAGCUCUUAUAAGGAGCCCAACAAUGAGUUCUUCAAGAUUGGUCAAUCUAUUGCCUUCUUCCGUGGCAAGGCUAUAUACAAAUUUUUACUGUCAGCCACUUUACCUCAACUUUUCAAGUUUUUGGGAUUCAGUGUCUUCGAUCCGAGUAAGACCGAUUAUUUCAUACGCCUCGUUGUCGAUACCAUGAAGCAGCGGGAGGAGAACAACAUUGUGAGGCCAGACAUGAUUCAGUUGCUUAUGGAAGCUAAGAAGGAGUCAACGGAAAAUUGGACUGAUGAUGAGCUGGUUGCUCAAUGCUUCAUCUUCUUCUUUGCUGCAUUCGAGAAUAAUGCCAGUCUCAUUUGCACCACAUCUUACGAGUUGCUAUUGAAUCCAGAUGUGCAACAAAAACUCUACGAGGAAAUCAAAGAAGUUCAUGAAUCACUGAAGGGUCAGCCACUUAAUUACGAUGCUGUCAUGAAGAUGAAAUACAUGGACAUGGUUGUCUCAGAAUCUUUGAGAAAGUGGGCAUUGGCUGCUGCUACCGAUCGCUUGUGCUCCAAGGAUUACACUCUCAAGGAUGACGAUGGCAACGUCAUCUUUGAGUUUAAGCAAGGCGACCGCAUUAACAUUCCCAUUGGUGGUCUGCAUUGGGAUGAUCGUUACUUCCCCAAUCCGGCGAAGUUUGAUCCAGAGCGUUUCAGUGACGAAAACAAAGACAACAUCGUGCCAUAUACGUAUCUACCCUUUGGAGCGGGUCCUCGCAAUUGCAUUGGCAAUCGCUAUGCUCUGAUGCAGGCCAAGGCUAUGAUAUACAAUCUGUUGCUAAAGUACAGAAUCGAACGUUCACCCAAGACAGUCAAGGAUCUGAUGAGCGACUCCCGCGGCUUCCAAUUGACUCCUCAGAGUGGUUACUGGGUGCAUCUGGUGCCCAGAUAAAAGCUUCACUUUCCCCACAGAAAAAAAGACAAUUUGUUGAAUUCUUUGAUUUUUACGUUAAAAUACACAUAUAUGUAUAUAUAUAA